AUGCGAAAACUGCAGACUAUUCUGCUCCUGUUCUGUUUACACAAGGUCACAUGCAGAAAAGUGCAAAUUCCAGAGACGGGGCUUACAGAAUGGGGUGAGAGCGACAAUGCACAGAGCCUUGUUCCCAAAGGAGCGAGUCCACGGAUCCUCAACCCUUUGCGUCUGUUUGCCAAAGGUUCCCCUGGGUUCAAGCACAACAUGAGGGAAGUGACAUAUUUAGAAAACAUGGAGGACUUCUGGGACUGGUUAUCUAACCAGACAGAUGUUCGAGAGACACAAGUGAGGACUAAACGCAGACCCAUCGUAAAGACGGGGAAGUUCAAAAAAAUGUUCGGCUGGGGAGACUUUCACUCAAACAUCAAGACCGUAAAACUGAACCUCCUCAUUACGGGCAAAAUAGUGGAUCACGGAAAUGGCACCUUCAGCGUUUACUUUCGGCACAAUUCCACUGGCCUCGGAAACGUCUCGGUCAGUCUCGUGCCUCCCUCCAAGGUAGUGGAGUUUGAGAUCGCACAGCAGUCCACCCUGGAAACCAAAGACUCCAAAGCCUUCAACUGUCGAAUUGAGUACGAAAAAACAGACCGGAACAAGAAGACUGCUUUGUGUAACUUUGACCAAUCCAAGGUGUGUUACCAAGAGCAGACGCAAAGCCAUGUAUCUUGGCUCUGCUCCAAACCCUUCAAAGUCAUAUGCAUCUACAUCGCCUUCUACAGUGUUGACUACAAACUUGUACAGAAGGUAUGCCCUGAUUAUAAUUACCAUAGUGACACGCCAUACUCUUCCACUGGAUAG
Chanos chanos (milkfish) is the source of this 792-nucleotide messenger RNA. It is a transcript of the gene nxph2a, whose product is annotated as neurexophilin 2a. The transcript is spliced from 2 exons. Gene Ontology annotation, molecular function: signaling receptor binding. The coding region runs from base 1 to 792 and encodes 263 amino acids. NCBI's taxonomy places the organism in Eukaryota, Metazoa, Chordata, Actinopteri, Gonorynchiformes, Chanidae. The record is from RefSeq and is a predicted model, not a curated record.